Messenger RNA from Struthio camelus australis, 694 nucleotides. Lineage: Eukaryota; Metazoa; Chordata; Aves; Struthioniformes; Struthionidae. The record is from RefSeq and is a predicted model, not a curated record.
AUGGUCUGCAGGGUCCCCAGCCGAAUUGCUGCAGUACCAGCGCUGAUUGGCAUAGUGGCCAGAAGAAUGAGGGCAGCGUUGAGCUCUGGGCUGGCUCUCUUCUGGUGCUCAGCCACGCGUGAACGAUUCCCCCGGUCUCCCGCUCGCUCUCCCCCCAGCUCUGGGCACGGUGGCCUGGCCCUGGCCCUGCUCCCAGCGGGCAGCUGCAGGGCUCGGCGGGGAUUGCAGAGGGUGUUCAAGCGCUUCGUCGAGAUUGGCAGGGUUGCCUUCAUUUCCUUCGGGCCUCAUGCUGGCAAGCUGGUGGCAAUUGUGGAUGUUAUUGACCAAAACAGGGCACUAGUUGAUGGCCCGUGUAGUGGUGUCAGAAGGCAAGCUAUGCCCUUCAAGUGCAUGCAGCUCACUGACUUUGUUCUCAAGUUCCCACACAGUGCUCGUCAGAAGCAUGUGCGAGUUGCCUGGGAGAAGGAGAAUAUUAAUGAAAAAUGGGCAGCUACAAGAUGGGCGAAGAAGAUUGAAGCCAGAGAAAAGAAAGCCAAAAUGACUGACUUUGAUCGCUACAAGGUCAUGAAAGCAAAGAAAAUGAGAAACAGGAUCAUCAAGCAUGAAAUGAAGAAGCUCCAGAAGCAGGCUUCUAAAAAAGGCAAGAAGUUACAGAAGGCACAGAAAUAGAAUAAACUUCUGGUUAUGUGUUUGA